AACAACAUGCCAAAGCAGGUAGAAGUACGAAUGCAUGAAAGCCAUAUGAGUCCAGUGGAACUUCAACGGAAGCACAUCUUUGUACGACUCUGGCUUUCACUCAGAAAAAAUCUGCUCCUUUCACUUACUGUAUUUGGUGUCAUUAUGGGAGCAUUAUGUGGAACGCUCCUUCGCAUGGCAGCUCCUAUUAAUCCUGAUGUCGUCAUGUUGAUAGCCUUCCCAGGAGAUAUUUUGAUGCGGAUGUUGAAAAUGUUGAUUCUCCCUUUAAUUAUCUCAAGUUUAAUCACAGGGCUGUCUGGCCUGGAUGCUAAGGCCAGUGGUCGAUUAGGGACGAGAGCUAUGGUAUACUAUAUGUCUACAACAAUCAUUGCUGCUGUCCUGGGAGUGAUCUUGGUGUUAGCCAUUCAUCCUGGCAAUCCAAAACUCAAGAAGCAGUUGGGAGAAGGAAGGAAGAAUGAUGAAGUAUCCAGUCUUGAUGCUUUCUUGGAUCUUAUUCGAAACCUGUUCCCUGAAAAUCUUGUGCAAGCAUGUUUUCAACAGAUCCAAACUGUUACCAAAAAGGUGCUCAUCCCACAAGAAGUGGAAGAACCAUCUAAUGUUACAGAUUCCAUCUUUACCAUCAUGAACGAAACAGAAGUUACCGCAGAGCCUCAAUUUGUUGUUAAGAAGGGCCUUGAGUUUAAGGAUGGAAUGAAUGUUUUAGGCCUCAUUGGGUUUUUCAUUGCUUUUGGUAUUGCAAUGGGCAAGAUGGGAGAUCAAGCCAAGAUGAUGGUGGAUUUCUUCAAUAUCUUGAAUGAGAUUGUAAUGAAGUUAGUAAUUAUGAUCAUGUGGUAUUCUCCUUUGGGAAUUGCCUGCCUCAUUUGUGGAAAAAUCAUUGCAAUAAAGGAUUUGGAAGUAGUUGCUCGGCAGCUUGGCAUGUACAUGGUAACCGUGAUUGUAGGUCUUCUCAUCCAUGGAGGGAUUUUUUUGCCUCUGUUGUAUUUUGUAAUUACAAGGAAAAAUCCCUUCUCAUUUUUUGCUGGGAUCUUUCAAGCAUGGAUCACUGCUCUAGGCACAGCUUCAAGUGCUGGUACAUUGCCUGUUACCUUUCGCUGCCUUGAAGAAAAUCUGGGCAUUGAUAAGCGUGUGACAAGAUUUGUCUUGCCUGUUGGAGCCACUAUUAAUAUGGAUGGAACUGCCCUUUAUGAAGCAGUGGCUGCCAUCUUCAUAGCACAGAUGAAUGGCAUUGUGCUGGAUGGUGGACAGAUAGUCACUGUCAGUUUGACAGCCACCCUUGCCAGUGUUGGAGCUGCAAGUAUACCUAGCGCAGGACUGGUGACCAUGCUUCUUAUCCUCACUGCAGUAGGACUUCCCACACAAGAUAUCAGCUUACUCGUCGCAGUAGAUUGGCUCUUAGAUCGAAUGAGAACAUCUGUCAAUGUUGUAGGAGACUCAUUUGGAGCUGGCAUUGUUUAUCAUCUGUCCAAAGCAGAAUUGGAAAACCUUGAUGCCCAUCACAAGAUACAUGAAGAUAUUGAAAUGACCAAGACUCAGUCAAUUUAUGACGAUCUGAAAAAUCACAGGGAAAACAACUCAAACCAGUGUGUUUACACAGCUCACAACUCUGUCAUAAUAGAUGAAUGCAAGGUAACCUUGGCAACCAAUGGCAAAUCUGCAGACUUCAGUGCUGUCGAAGAAGAACUUUGGAAACAUGGGAAAUAAGGUGGAAACCAUCCAGGUCCAUCUUGAAUAAGUCCCUGAAGUUGUCUUUUGGUAAAACAGAUCUCAAGAUCGAAGAUUUUUCACCGUUUUCAUUUAGCAUAGAAAUGUGCUUACUUAAUGCUGUUAAUUGAAACUUAGAAAUGGUCUCAUGAAGUCUUUGUUCUUUUAGUUUCUUGGCCAAAUAAUUUAUCCUAUUUUAUCAUUUGUUUGGAUGUUAGAAAGAGAUUUGGUUGGGUUUCCUCCUCCUGCUCAAAACAUAGAGAAUGUAGAUGUUUAAAGAGGAAAAUUGUUAAAAGGCACAAUAUAGCUGAUUUGCUUCAGGGACUAAGUAUUUAGCAUUAAGUAUAGUGUACGCCAUGCAGAAUCUGCAUUGGUGCCCCUCUGCUGAAUAUGUGGACCUGUUUCUUGGCGCAUACUGAACACAGUGAACACUUUAUGUAAGAUAUUAUUUCUUAAAUGCUUUUCACGUGCUUUACUUUGCAUAUGGCUUUCUUCAGCUCCCUUUUCUCCAA
Molecule: messenger RNA, 2213 nt
Organism: Candoia aspera
Lineage: Eukaryota; Metazoa; Chordata; Lepidosauria; Squamata; Candoiidae
Gene: SLC1A2
Product: solute carrier family 1 member 2
Exons: 10
Coding region: 7-1701 (564 amino acids)
Biological process (GO): L-glutamate import across plasma membrane; L-aspartate transmembrane transport
Cellular component (GO): plasma membrane
Molecular function (GO): neutral L-amino acid transmembrane transporter activity; glutamate:sodium symporter activity; L-glutamate transmembrane transporter activity
Source: RefSeq, a predicted model, not a curated record